CAGGCAAUUAUCCAAACAUGGUGACCAUGCUAAAUUUACUCAAAAUAUAGUGGUCCGUUAAACAAUUAACUCCCAAGUAUUUAUAACCCUAAAUUCUUCCGCCGGCCGAUCACCGGCCGCCGUUUUGACCUUCAUCGCCGGCUCCGAUUUUCUCAUUUUUGGAAUUUGAAUCAGUAAAGUAAAUAGAAAAAAAUAAUUUUGUAGUUUUGUAAUCUGAAUUUUUGAAGCAAUGGAUGAAGAAAUGUCGAUUUCGGCGCGAAGAAUGUCGAUGCGAACUCGUAAAAUUGCUCCGAAAAUGGCUGCUGCUCUUGCUAGUUCUGAUAAUAGAAUACAGUGGGCUAUGUUGGCGCGGCUUAAUGCUUUGGAAAGUGACAAUGCAGUAGUGGAACCUCAACUACUUGAUGAUGAUGAUGAUGAUGAAGCUUCUCUCGACGAUGAGGAUCAAUAUUUCAUAAGAAGUACCCAAAAGGCACAAAGCGGAAAACUCGCCAAGCUAAAGCACUCGAGAAUAAGAGAGCCCCCAAGUCAUUCUUUGAGCUCUUGAAUGAGGUAUAUAUUUCUAAGGCUAAUAGUUCACCAAUUUCUGAAAAAGGAUUUCCAACGCUAAUAGUUGAUUUUACUCUCUACCUCAAUGACAUAAAUUGACCUCUCACCGUACCACAAGUACCAACCUAUUUAAAAGCAGCAGUGGGACCUCCAAGUUCCAGCUCUCGCUGUCAUUUCUGCACGGUUUGUGGUUUCUCCGCGAACUAUACAUGUGUGCAGUGUGGGAUGCGCUUCUGCUCAAUCAAAUGUCAGAUCAUUCACAAUGAUACUCGGUGCUUGAAAUUUGUUGCUUGAUUGGUGAGAGUUUCAACCUAAAGUAAAUCGGAUGGAGAUGCUGAAGCUUUAUUCUGAUAUCCUGUAGUAUUUGCUAGUUUCAUGUUUAUAUAGCUUAUGUACAUAUUAAAGUACUCCGACUACUCUCACUCACUUUGGACUUUGUUGUUUUCUCCCUGUGCACGGUUGUUGUUACUCAUACUCCGAUUAGUUCAACGUGUUAUAGUGCCUGAUAUUGAAUUCCAUAA
Messenger RNA from Capsicum annuum, 1067 nucleotides. Its product is annotated as SWR1 complex subunit 6. Bases 230 to 544 code for a protein of 104 amino acids. The record is from RefSeq and is a predicted model, not a curated record. The transcript is spliced from 3 exons. NCBI's taxonomy places the organism in Eukaryota, Viridiplantae, Streptophyta, Magnoliopsida, Solanales, Solanaceae.